AAUAAAAUAAAAAAACCCACAAUCCUUUCAUUACUUAAAAAACACACUAGAAAGAGAAGAAAGUUGAAAAGAAGAGGCCCAUUACCUUUUUUACCCUUUAUAUACACACACUCCCCUAUCCCCAUUACCACAUUCUAAAUCCACUAAAGCAAACACCAAACAAAGUCUACUCUCUCUCUCUCUCUCUCUCUAUCUCCUUUCUCUCUCUAGAGGUCAAUCUCCCAAAAAUACUUCUCACCCACCAUCAAUGGAUGAAUUUUACUUCAUGAGGAGCCACGUGCCACCAUUUGGGAGCUGGGACUGCAGCAACAACGACUUACCCUUCACUCAGUGCUUCGAAUCUGCACUCCACUACAACUACAAAUACUCCCAAGACCGUGAUUUGUACGUCGACGGCGAUUUGUACCAGAACGACGUCGUUACUCCGGCCAUGAUCGUCGUAACUCGCCGCCGAGUAAAAAUAUAAACCCCUGUUUACUUGAUAUAUUUUACUUACAGCCCUCUUGAUAAAUUCGCAGACUUUGUAUUUAUUAAUUAGAAGGGCAACAGAGGAAACCCAAAAGGGAAGAAACAAGAAGAUGAAUCUUCAUGGGUUAUAGGUGACUGUGACUGUGAGAUGAAACCGGUCGGAAAACAAAACCCGGUUCGUAAUAAUCCGACAACUACGACAACUGUAGUAACCAAACCUAAACCUAAACCAGUUGAUGAAGAUCUAUACAAGAUUUCACCUCAUCUUCUCCGUCAACACCCCAAAAAGAAGAGGGUGUGGGGUGGAGUGUUUUCAAGCUGCCUGCGUCCGACAUGUGUUUGCUGAAGAAACUAUUGGAGUUUGGUAAAUAUAUUAUGAGGGGGACAAAUGAAAAGAUAUUUACUAUUAUAGUAUAGUUUUGCAGUUGUUUGUUGUCACGAAUAUUAUAUUAUUAUUAUUAGUGUGGUGUUUAAUUGUUACUAAUGUAGUAAUUAAUUAAUAUAUGCUCAUAGAUUUGAUUUUAUUGGGCUAAGAAGAUAAAUUUCAUAAUCAUCAAAUGAUGAUUAUGAUACCCACUCUUAGCCUAGUUAAGUUUUUCGGUGGGCACUGUUUUCAAUCUAAUUUUGAGUACUUUU
This is a messenger RNA of Erythranthe guttata (spotted monkey flower), 1104 nucleotides long. The record is from RefSeq and is a predicted model, not a curated record. NCBI's taxonomy places the organism in Eukaryota, Viridiplantae, Streptophyta, Magnoliopsida, Lamiales, Phrymaceae.